UAUAUCACCUUCAAGCUGGAGCCAGAGUACACCACAGUCUACCAGGGCCACACAGCCAUCCUACACUGCCAGGCCACAGCAGACCCUGAGCCCCACAUCCAGUGGAUGGUUAAGGACAAGGUGCUGGACACCAGCAGGAGAAGGUAAGGCUUUACACACAGUCUUAGAGAGACAAUAAUAACACACACAACAACAUUUUCUCCCUUUGUGGUGCUGGGAAUAAAAAGGACUGGAUUGCAUUGCACCAUAAAGUGUAUUUGUGUAUGUUUUGGAAAAUCUAUGAAAGGUGUAAUCACAAAAACAAGAUAGUCUUUAACUUGUUGACUGAAACAUCAACAAAUAAAGAUGCAGAGCUGAAAAGUAUAUUGCACAACGUGAAAGGACAGACACUGCACACUGAGGCGACUAAGAGUGUCUGCUAAAUUACUAGAAUGUAAUUUACUCUUGGAUACUAUUUGCGAUACAGGUACUGCAGUGAACCGGAGAAUAAUGUUCCAUGAUAGCUUUCAGGAAUCAAUCACUACCGAACAGUGAAGUAGUGACUUGAUGUGGAGCAUGUGAAUAAGUCCAAGCCAAUUACCCCAGAUAUAUUUUUUGUAUCGGAAGGAGGCAAUCAAGGGAACAAGGGAUAAAGCCUCCAUACUGUGUAACUUUAUUUCACGCUCUUUCUUUCUCUCUCCCUCUCUAUCACAAUUUUUUUCUCUCUCUUUCUAUCCCCCCACUCCUUUCUUUCUUUCUUUCUUUCUUUCUUUCUUUCUUUCUUUCUUUCUUUCUUUCUUUCUUUCUUUCUUUCUUUCUUUCUUUCUUUCUUUCUUUCUUUCUUUCUUUCUUUCUUUCUUUCUUUCUUUCUUUCUUUCUUUCUUUCUUUCUCAGGUUCCAGAUAAUGCCCAAUGACUCUCUGGUGAUAACUGAUGUCACCACGGACGACACAGGCAAGUACACCUGCAUUGCCGGAAACAGCUGCAGCAUC
This is a messenger RNA of Coregonus sp. 'balchen', 970 nucleotides long. The record is from the annotation of a GenBank genome assembly. NCBI's taxonomy places the organism in Eukaryota, Metazoa, Chordata, Actinopteri, Salmoniformes, Salmonidae.